Molecule: messenger RNA, 1699 nt
Organism: Drosophila busckii
Lineage: Eukaryota; Metazoa; Arthropoda; Insecta; Diptera; Drosophilidae
Product: protein ABHD18
Exons: 7
Coding region: 104-1594 (496 amino acids)
Source: RefSeq, a predicted model, not a curated record
UAUGAACCAGUGUAUCGUAGUGGAGUAGUUCAUAUGAGCCGAAUUGUGUGGAACAUAUGUUUUUGAGAAGAAAUAUAUAAAUGCCGGUGUUUUGUUGUGAAUAAUGCCACCAAGUAAGCUUGAUAGCAUUUACAGGCGUAUGCUAAUAACAAAAUUCUUCGAAAAAGGAUGGGGUAAACCAGAAAACUUGCGGAGAGUGUUUCAGUUCAGAAAAAUAAUAUCCUGCAGAGAUACGUGCUUUAAGCUUGUACCCCGUGACUAUCCAGUUGACAUUAUAAAAAAAACUAAAUAUUCAGAUUUUACCUUAAUUGAAGGUAAAUUUAUGACACCGCUUGAACUACAUUUACCUGGUGUCGUGCCUGAAGCUGCACAGCAAGCAUAUUUUCAAUUUAUAAUACCUAAUAAAUGGAAGCAUGAACAGUUUAAACCAAUUUGUAUUCAUUUGGCAGGAACGGGAGAUCAUUUUUUUUGGCGAAGAAGGAAUUUCAUUGCUAAGCCAUUACUGAAAGAAGCAAAUAUUGGAUCAAUAAUACUUGAAAAUCCCUUCUAUGGAGUUCGGAAGCCAGAUGACCAAAUACGGUCCAAUUUACAUAAUGUUUCAGAUAUAUUUGUAAUGGGAGGUUGCCUCAUUUUGGAAUGUCUUGUUCUUCUACAUUGGUGUGAAAGAAAUGGAUUUGGUCCUCUUGGAAUCACUGGGUUGUCGAUGGGAGGUCAUAUGGCUUCAUUAGCAGCAACAAACUGGCCAAAGCCCAUAGUACUCGUUCCAUGUUUGUCUUGGUCCACAGCAUCGGCUGUUUUUACUACCGGCGUAAUGAGUCAAUCCAUUAAUUGGGAUAUGUUGGAAACGCAGUAUUAUUCGGAUGGACAAUAUAGAGAACGACUAUCUAAAAUGGUUACAGUUAUUGACGAUGCUUUUACGGCUGGACAAACAUUUAUACAAAAUUUUAAUCAAUCACUUCAUGAGCUAAAGGAAGAUAUUAUUGACACGAGAAAAAUUCAAUCUCGUGAGAAUGAAAUAGGUACACAUAAAGUUGAAGGCCAAAACAAUAAUAUAGAUAAAGGAAAUAAUUCAAUUUUUUUAUUGAGAUCUGUAGCUAAAAACAAAGUUGAUUCCAACAAUUUAACUUUGCCGAAAAAUAAUGUUUCAAGUAUCAAUCAAAUUUCAGAAAUAUCAGAUUUAACAGAUCGAUCAACAUUAACCAAGCUAAUGAAAUUGAUAUUACCGACUGCGACACAUCAUAGAAGCAGAAAAAUUGAUAUUACUAAAACUAAUUGGUGGGAAAGAGAAGCUUUACAAUUUAUGAGAGGCAUGAUGGAUGAGUGCACGCACUUAAAGAACUUUUCAGUUCCGUUCGAUACUUCCCUAAUCAUAGCAGUCUGUGCAAGAGAUGAUGCAUACGUACCUCGUGAUGGAUGCUCGAGCCUUGAAGAAAUAUGGCCUGGAGCUGAAGUUAGAUAUUUGGAUGCUGGUCAUGUUAGUGCUUAUGUCUUGCACCAAAAAUUAUUCAGAUCCUGUAUUAUCGAAGCAUUUAAUAAAGCUAAAAGGAUAUAUGGAACUGAUGUCUGUAAUAAUUUGUCCGCAGCUAUAAAAUGAUCAAAUUCAGUCAAUUCGUCUGUUAUCUACAUAUAAAUUUAUUGUUGAUUAGUUCAUUUAAAAUUUUGUUAUGUAUUUCCGUUUGUGUAAAUACACAAGUAAAAG